Molecule: messenger RNA, 8478 nt
Organism: Aquila chrysaetos chrysaetos
Lineage: Eukaryota; Metazoa; Chordata; Aves; Accipitriformes; Accipitridae
Gene: VANGL1
Product: VANGL planar cell polarity protein 1
Exons: 8
Coding region: 721-2301 (526 amino acids)
Biological process (GO): multicellular organism development
Cellular component (GO): plasma membrane
Source: RefSeq, a predicted model, not a curated record
GGACUGGAAUCUAGGAGGUCUAGAUUUUCUUCAUGCAUUCCUAGCUGCUGGUCCAUUGUACAGCCUGAAAACUUAACUGUUCUUAAAGGGUAAGACGACCCAGAGGUGAAAUGAAAAAGGAGCAACAUGUGAAUACAGAAAAGGUGACUUGCACGGCACGCAGAACUCUGCCCGUUUCCUCCCCAGCUGCCCAGAGCUAGCGGUGUAAGGAAUUUGUUGCCCAAGGCAGGCUUCGGGCAGCCUGUUAAGAGGCUUCAGGCAAACCAGGCCCUUCUCCCUGGGGGGCAGGAUGUCCUUCCUCAUUGCAGACCUCUUGUGACCGGGGGCAAAUUGCACUGCAGCUGCAGGCUGUGGGUGGAGGAACAGACCAAGCAGUGCCGAAGGCUAGGCGUUACAGUGCCUAUCAAUACACUUAGCCCUGGAGAAAACCCAAGAACGUGGUUGUCCUGGAUGGGAGAGCUCAAAGGGACUGGUCUUUCUGCCGGAGGAGAGCGUGACGGCAAAAGGAGAGGUCGAUCGUGAGGAGCCGAGCACCCUCCCUCCCCUCCCCUCUUAUCGGAUUCCUCGUAAGUGAAGCUCGCUCACUCUUUGAGGACCAGACCUCACUGAUGACUGGGAAGCAAAGAGUACCCAGGAAAGCACUUUUACCACGGACUCCACCUCAGGAGCACCAGGAACUCGUCUUCUAAGUAAAAUCUGUGCCCCUUCUGUGCAGACCUGAUGUCUGCUGCAAUGGAUACAGAAUCAACAUAUUCGGGAUACUCCCACUACUCAGGUCACUCCAAAAAAGCCCACAGACAAGGGAGUCGGGACAGGCACAAAUCACCGCGAAGCAAAGACGGCAGUCGGUCUGAGAAGUCCGUCACUAUCCAGACACCUCCUGCAGAGCCGCUGCUUGGGAACGAUGCCUCUCGGGCAGAGGAGGGCCAGGAUGACAACUGGGGUGAGACCACGACAGCAAUCACAGGCACCUCUGAGCACAGUAUUUCCCAGGAGGACAUUGCCCGGAUCAGUAAGGAUCUGGAGGACAGUGUUGGGUUGGACUGCAAACGUUACCUGGGCUUAACAGUGGCAGCUGUUCUCGGACUUCUUGUCUUCCUUACCCCCAUCGCCUUCAUUCUGUUACCCCAGAUCCUGUGGCGGGAUGAUCUGGAGCCGUGUGGUACUGUUUGUGAGGGACUGUUCAUCUCUGUGGCAUUUAAACUCCUCAUUCUUCUGAUUGGGACCUGGGCUCUGUUCUUCCGCCAGCCCAAGGCAGAUAUACCAAGGGUGUUUGUGUUUCGGGCCCUUCUGUUGGUCCUCAUAUUCCUGUUUGUGUUUUCCUACUGGCUCUUUUACGGCGUUCGCAUCUUGGACUCGAAGGACACCAACUACCAAGGAAUAGUACAGUACGCGGUGUCUCUGGUGGAUGCUCUGCUCUUCAUUCACUACCUGGCCAUUGUGCUGCUGGAGCUACGGCAGCUGCAGCCCAUGUUCACUGUCAAGGUAGUUCGGUCAACAGACGGAGAGUCGCGAUACUACAGCUUGGGGCACUUGAGCAUCCAGCGAGCUGCACUGGUGGUUCUGGAAAAUUACUACAAAGAUUUCACAGUCUACAACCCAGCCUUGUUAACAGCCUCCAAAUCCCGUGCAGCCAAGCACAUGGCUGGCCUGAAAGUCUACAAUGUUGAUGGCCCGGGGAACAACGCGUCGGGGCAGUCUCGUGCCAUGAUUGCAGCUGCAGCCCGUCGCAGGGACUCCAGUCACAACGAGCUCUACUACGAAGAGGCUGACCACGAGCGUCGAGUGAAAAAACGCCGUGCAAGGCUUGUGGUUGCAGUAGAGGAGGCUUUCACUCACAUCAAACGCCUCCAGGCAGAGGAACAGCAGAAAGCUCCAGGAGAGAUGAUGGACCCCCGAGAAGCAGCCCAGGCAAUCUUCCCGUCCAUGGCAAGAGCUCUGCAGAAGUACCUUCGCACUACCCGCCAGCAACAGUACCACAGCAUGGAGAGCAUCUUGCAACACUUGUCCUUUUGCAUCACCAAUAACAUGACACCAAAGGCAUUCCUGGAGCGUUACCUCAACCCAGGCCCAACCCUCCAGUACGACAGGGAUCGCUGGUUCUCCAAGCAGUGGACUCUUGUCAGUGAGGAAGCGGUCACAAGCGGGUUACAAGACGGCAUUGUGUUUGUCCUCAAGUGCUUGGACUUCAGCCUUGUUGUUAAUGUGAAGAAAAUCCCCUUCAUCAAACUCUCAGAAGAGUUUAUAGACCCUAAAUCGCAUAAAUUUGUCCUCCGCUUACAGUCUGAGACUUCAGUCUAAGGGAUUUUGAGGGUGGGUUGUUUGGGGAUUUUUUUUUUUUUUUUCAAUAUUGUGCUUUUGGGUUUAAUUUCCCCAAUGCUGACUGAAACUGGCAGAUGAUGGACCAGUAAUAUUUGACCAUCUGCACUUUAUUUGGAAAGGGGAGGGGGGAGUUGAGAUAUCUUAUCUAGAAAGAAAUAUCUUAAGAGGCGACAGGGUGACUUGGCUCGGUUAGCUCAGCCUUGGAGACAGAACAGAUUUAUUUUUUUUUUCUUCCUCCCCCCCUCCCCAGCAUACUGUAAAUCUCACGCUCGCUCUUUCUCCGCACGAUUGCAACGUUGGUAUUUUUGUUGGAGCGCUGCCUUACGCUGUGUGCGCGCCUGCGCUUUUGCAUCUCUGCUUUCACUACCUGUAGCUGUUUCUGAGAGUGCGUUGCUCACCUCUCCGCUAUAGAAAUCUGCUUCCACGGGGGUGUGGCAGUCCCUGUUCACUCGGAGAGGAGUGAGAGGGCCGCUUCUGUGAGCCACCUAAUCUGGAGACUGAAGACUUUUAUUCUUUUCCUCCUCUCCAUGUGCCCUCUUUUGUCGGUGCUGGACCUGUAUGAGCAUAGUGGGAUGGUUUUGCUCUCUGUGUCUCUGUGAAGUUGCUUGUCUUGAAAUGGAUCAGCCCAUCUUGCAGCUGUUCAAAUUUAAUUUUUUUUUUUUUUUUUUUUUUUUUAAACCAGUGCUAGUUAGUGAAACUGUUCUGUGUGACACAGAUCCCGUUUAUCUCUCACCUGCUUCCCGCUGUCCUGCUUGCCUGCAUCUUGGUCGGGCACUCCCAUGGCUCCCCAUUUCUGUCCUCUUCUGUCUGGCUUUCCGAAUGGGUUUCUCCAGUCACGGUCCCCUCAGGGUCUGCCUUACCACCGCUUCCUUUUGCACCUGCAAGGGCUGUGUAUUUGCACUGGGACAGGGUAGGUAAGUAGCUGGCUCCUCAGAUAAAUCACAGACCCUCCCUAUGUCUGACAGCAUCUUUGAGGGGAAGGGGCGUGCAGGCAGGAAUGUGCCUCUCCCUCUCUAGCCGGCUUCAAGUGUGUCUGGAGGAAAGAUGGGCAAAAGCACUUCCCUCCUUGAGGAGAGGAGCCAGGGAAGGGCGGACCUCUGCCAUGUGCACUUGCUUUGGAGAACUGCUGUGCUCUGGAAACACUGCAGUGUGUCCUUCCCCACCGUACGCCUUCAGCUAUAGCUAAGAAAUACCAAACUAUGUCCGAAUGUUGAAAACCUGCCUGCCUUUCUUGGCCUUUCUGUACUGCAGGAGCUUCCUCUCGGUGCUGGGAUCUGCUCCUGAGAGUUGCAGUUUUGUUUGUAAGGCUGCCUUUGCCCAUCAGUGCAGCUUUCACGUGCAACUUUAGUGUCACCUGAGUUUUAUGGGGUUUUGGCAGGUUUGCUUUUAACGGUGAGCCUAAAGCGAUGUCUGAAGUCUGAUUGCUGGCACAGGGCAUCGCGUGACUCUCGAGCCAGCUCCGAGGCUGGCAGUGACCUGCCUUCUGUCAGGUCCCUCCGAGACACCCCCAGCUCUGUGGCAGUGGAUUUGCAUGUGUGAAUGCAAAUGCUCGAUUCAUUCUGCCCGGUCUUUUGCCAUGCAAAUAGCUCUAUCAGGCGGGAUCUGACCUGCUCUCCAUACCGAUGUCUUAACACAGAGGGCCCCAAUUCAGCGAGGUACGUAAGCCAGUGCCUUUCAUUACCAGGCUGCGUUGUCUUCCGAGGGGGGCUGUGACAGCCCCUCCUGUCCCCUUGGCCUUCCCUGGGCUCCUCCAGCAGCUUGUGAGGUUGCCUCCACGCUCUCACCAGCACAAGGUGGGCCGGCUAAGAUUGGGGCUCUUGUUAGUCCUGCGUGGCAUGGCUGCUGUGGGCUGGCCAGUGCCCACCAGAAGCUGGUGGGAGGGAGCAGCCACCUUAAGCAGGUGUGCUGGGGACAGGGCAGGGGGGUCCAGCUUCUUCCAGCUUCAGCAGCACUGGAGCUGCAUGUCCAACAGCACCUGCGGAUAGUCCUCUUGGGCUCAAGGGAGCACCUUGGUGAGCGAGGGUCCAAAGUGGUGAUUCCCCAUCCAAGUGACACUUGGCAGUGUCCCGCACCGUUCUUACAAGUGCAUGGUAGUCAUCUGGAUCCUGCCUUCUCCAUGUAAUGUGCCAGAUGUGGUUGUGAAGAAACUAGAUGGUGUGGUACAUGACGGUAUCAGGCCCACGUCCCUUAAAGGAUGGGAAGUAGGUAGAGCUCUCCCUUCUCUAAACUUAGUGUUUGGGUUUCUUUCUAGGUCAGGCUUUCUGGUAGUCUGUAUGGGGACUCCGUUAUUGACUGUGGCCUUUGCAGUGUUUUAUUUUGGAAAAAAAAUAGAUUGGUUUAUUCCUUUUUUUUUUUUUUUUUUUUUAAUUUUAAAAAAAAGGAGGGGGCGCAUAUAAUAUCUCACACUUGGCUCUCCUAAAGGUGUGUGUAUCUGGCUUUUAUGAUGCGCAUAACCAGCAAGGUGGGAGAGACUGGGAGUAGCUUGGGAGACUAUGGAGCACUUAUGCCUGUGUGGAGGCUACUGCCUACGGCUGAAUUGGCUCAUUUCUGUGAAGCCAGAACAAGAACCACCUUGCCGGGGGCUUGGGUGUGCCGUAUGCGUGAGAGCACCUUGUCACAGGCACCUCUGUAAAACUUUCUUACUUUCCCAGGAUUUCCUUUCCCUUUCCUUUUCCCUCCCCCAUGAAGGGGUUGUCUGACAGUAUCUGCUCAGGAAACUCAUGUCUUAAUUGCGUUAAAUCCUUGAACACAUGGAGAACCAGACGGAAGCGGCGUGUGCUCACUCUGGGUCUGCUUCCUCAUCUGUGUGCUGUGGUUCAGCGCUGCCUUUUCUGCCUGCCGCUGAAAAGGACACUGUCAACGGGGGCCAACUCCUGCACUAAACGCUCUUCCCUGUGUCGGCAACAUGAAUGCUUUGCCUGAUGAAAUCUGAAGGAAUGGACUUGGCCUCUCAGUCUCUUUAGAGGUGCAACCUGCUUAAGGGUGAGGACAGACUAAAAGGGGAAUCGGGACUCCUGAGUAUUCCCCGUGUUUGUUUUUUUAUGACAUUUUAUUUUUCAGGGUCUCUCUUGCUUCCCCUCUCUGUGCAAAAUCAGGGGACCACUGUCAUACCUACCUCACUGGGGUGUUGUGAGGCUAAACUCAACUUGUCAUCAAGUGCUUUGAGAUCCACGGAUAGAUCUGUGGCAUCUAUAGGAAUUCAGACUCUGUAUAAAAAUACUGAGCGGGGAGAGCAGACUGGUUUGUUUAACUCUGUUUAUAGCCAGCUAAUGAGUAAGAAUCGAGUCACAGGGAACGAAGCUCUGAUCCAAAUCCUGCAGUCCUUAGUUCUGCAGAGCUUGCCAAGAGUUGAGCGUAAAUAAGGCUUGUAGGGUUUGCCAGCCAAGUGCAGGCUGUUUUCCUCUGAAUGCCUCUCCUAUUCUGCACUGUCUCCUUGCACAUAUUCUCCUUCCUUUCUCCCAGCCUGGGUGCUUGUACCUGGCUGGGAAUUGGGGUUUUUUUUAGAAUUCAAGUGGUUUAUAAGACAGCCCUGUUGGUGGUGAAGUGGACAAUGCCCCCCUCGGAGGAGAUCCUUGCACUGGACAUCCUUCACUAAAGGCUGAACCAUUCGAUAGGGUGCUGUGUUGCCUAGCCAGGAGUGGUGUUGCCCCACUCCUCUCUUCCAUGUUGGCUUUUUUCCUGUGACUCUCAAGUAUGCUGCUUGGAUACUUUAAAGGCUUUGGUUUUUUGUUCUGAUUUGUUACAGCCUAAAUCCAAAGCCAUGCUGAGAUCUUCCAAAACCAGAUGCAGCUAAGACUUUCAGCUAUUCCAGAGCAGAUGGAAAUGGCUGUGGGUUUCCACGAAGGCUGGCUUUCUCUUUCAUGGCUAAGGAGUGAAAGAUUUGCAUUUUUUGCAGCUUCUAGGAGCGUAGGGGCCAAUAUUAGACCCUUAAUAUCUUGCCAGUCCUGUCACUAGGCCUGGGCAAAGGUUGCUAGCCUGUCUGUUAGCCUCUCAUUGCUGUACCCAUCCGUGUGUAGGUCCUGUGGGGCUGCCCCAGGUCUCAGACUCCUUUCCUACUCACGGGAGCAGAGCUGGCAGCGCUCUCAGAAGUGUAAGCAUUCUAGCACUCUCCUCCAUAGCGUACCAGUCCCCAACCAAGCCCCUGUGGCCAGCUUGGGGAGUUGGGGGGUGCUGCUUGCAACUACCAGUUUGCACCCUGUGGAGGGGAGAUGUUGCCACCCACACCCCCCGUAGGCAGCAGGGUGGCUGGGGAGGGAUGCACCGUGCGUGAGAAGGUGGUGUGAUGCAGCUUGCUCGCAGAGCAAGGCCAGCUCCUGCUUCUGGGGUUGUCUUGGGUGCCUUCAAGAGCAAUUCCCCCUGAAGGGGGAUAUUGGAGAGAAAGGCAGAUCUGAUUUCAGCCUCUGUCAGCUAUUCCUCUGACUUCUGCCUCUAAAAGUUUCCCUGCCAGCAACUUCAGUCACUCCAGCUCCAUCCCCUCCUCCCUGUGUUUUUUUCCCCGAAGUUCCCUAGUGAGGCAGAACAAGUAUCUGCUGGGAUGGGAGGUGCUGGGGCUGGAGUUUGGAGCUCGGGGGCAGCUCACGAUAAGGCGCAAGUUUGGGGGAGAUCUGAACAAAUCCCAACCCUCGCAGAGCCUCUUAACCUUUUCCUUUGGGAUGGGGAUCUCCAUGCAAAGCCUCGGGAAUCUGCUGUUGCCAAGUAUGCCAAAAGCUGCAGGGAAGCAGUUUCUGAAGCUGGCCCUGCAUAAGUAGCUUUUAAAAGUCUUGUUUGAGAUGUGCUCAUUUCCAGCACUUGCUGCUGAAGAAACUGAAAAGAUCCAUACUAUGCUAAACGUGGAAACCUAUUCAAGCCAGUUUCAUCUUGCUUACCAAAACUUGUAAACCUGCCCUUUUCAAAGGUAAGACAAAAGUCUUGCAGUCCUUUGCAAAAAUGCUGUAGUCUGGUCCCAGACUCCUCUGUUCAGUUGCGCUCGGUUCUGCCCUGCUGUAUGAGAGCUGUUCAGGAGAUGUGCGCAGAUGUCAGUUUUCUCAUUCAGCUUGUGCGUGUCUAUGUGCUUUUUCCCUUAUAGGUGUGUGCGUUAUACAUGUCUAAAGCCUCAAGCCAGGCUUGGUGGUUCAGUGUUUAAACUGUGUUAAGAAGGAAGUGCUCUUGGGAUUGAGCUGUUUGGGUGUUUGUUUGGUUUUUUUUUUUUUUUUUUUAAAAGUAACCCCCCUCCUCUCCAAAACCCAAAUUUCUGUUCACCUAAGAGAUGGCUUUGGGCCAUGAAGUCUCCUACAGGAAUACACACCCUCCUGCAUUCAGGCUGCUGCCUCUGAUAGACGAUGACCAAAAGUUGCUGUUUCCGACAGCCGCUCCGUGACCGGUGCGGAUCGCUUUGGGAUACUCCUGAGCUGGGUCCCCGCCACACCAGUGGUACAGCUGGUGUUAUCCGCCCCUCUGCAUCCCUCCAAGAGACUGCAUUUUUUUUUUUUUUUUUUUAUCCCCAUAACAUACCGAAGCCGUGUGGGCAGCAGGCAGCCAGCCCUGCCCUAUGUGUGCUCUGCCCAGAGAGGGAAUCCUUCCCUCCGGCUGCUUCCCGGGCACCUCUCACCAGCGCUAACGAUGCUUGGGGGUAUCUCCUGCGUGCACGGGGGGAUGCUGUGGCUCGCUACCUGCACAGACGUAACUGUGAAGGAAUCUUACACUCUUCUGUGCCUGUUUCUUUGAUUCAGCAUUAUUGUGUCUUGGGGAAGGGGAUGGGAGCAAAUGCCCUUCCCUCGCCCUCUUUUGAUCACUGUGUAAUACUCUUUUUCUACACAAACUGUGUAUAGUAAGAUGGGUUUUGCCAAGGUUUUCUAAUUAAUAGACACUAACCAGCAUUUCUCUCUCUUUUUUUUUUUUUUUUUUUUUUUGUUUGUUUUCUCUUUGCACAUGUGACUUUAGCUGCAAUGGUACAUGGUCUUUCUGUUCUUUUUCUAAUCGUGAACUUAAGUAAGCAAAUUCCUGGUGUCUGUGACAUUAAUGCACUGUGGGUCUAGCCUAGUAAAUUGUUCUGUUCCAAGCUGGGUUCUCUUAAGUUAUAGCUGGAUGGGGUUUUGUUGUUUUUAAACUGAAACAUAAAACCGUUUUACACUUUGCAUAUUUUGUACAGUAAAAUUCUGGAAAUAAACUGAAACCAGA